Molecule: messenger RNA, 666 nt
Organism: Naumovozyma castellii
Lineage: Eukaryota; Fungi; Ascomycota; Saccharomycetes; Saccharomycetales; Saccharomycetaceae
Gene: FCF2
Product: Fcf2p
Exons: 1
Coding region: 1-666 (221 amino acids)
Source: RefSeq, a predicted model, not a curated record
AUGGACGAAAACACUAGUAUUGAUGCAUUGUUUGGUGCAUUGAAAAAACUGGAAUCGAAAGCUCCAACAGGUGACUCCCACCAACUUGAGAAUAACUCGACUGAUUUUUCAUCUGAUAAGCUUCACUUCGAGGAUGGCAAAGGAGCCAACACAGAAGAGGAAUUCGAAAAGAUCGAGAAGAAUCUGAACGCCUUACCUAAAUUAGAGAAUGAAUUUGAUAGCUUGGCAAGCAAGAAAGAGCAGAAAAAUGAAAAGAAAUUGAAGCUCGGCCUCAAUCUCGAUGAACAGAAGAAAUCUGGCAGUGCUGCUUCCAGUAGUGAUUGGUUCACCCUCCCCAAGCCAGACGAUAAGUUACGAAGAGAAACAGAAAGGGAUCUUUUAUUACUGAAACAUCGUGCCGCCUUGGAUCCAAAGAGACACUAUAAGAAAGAUCGUUGGCAGGUACCGGACAGAUUUGCAGUAGGAACUAUUAUCGAUAACAAGGCAGAAUUCUUUAGUAGCAGAUUAACAAACAAACAAAGAAAGUCGACGAUGUUAGAGACGUUAAUGGGUGAUGACGAUACAAAUAAGUAUUUCAAGAGAAAAUAUUCCGAGAUUCAAGUUCAAAAAACAAGUGGUAAAAAAGGUCACUUUAAGAAAACUAAAAUGAUGAGAAAGAAAUUUUGA